AUGGGCUGGCUCUGGGGCAAGUCCGACCCUCCCAAAUCCUCCGACAGUGACCCCCUCCGCGACCUCGACCCCAGCCUACGGGACUUCCUCUCCAAAGAAUCCCCCGUAAAAUACACGCCCGCUCCACCUCCCCCAGCUCCGCCUCCGGAAACCACCACCCCUGCACCUUCCAGGGAAGCAGAACCUUCCUCCACCCCCGUCGUCCCCGCCGAAUCCCUCUACCCCGACGGCCGCUACGCCCACCUCUGGACCUCCUACAAGUCCCUCUCGGCCAUCGAAGCCGAAUCGAAAUCCGACCAAGAGAAACUCCUCGACAUACUCGAAGGCUACAAAGAGCGAAAAGCGCAAAUAGGGCGGGCGGCGGUGGAGAACUGCGUCGAGGAGCAGUUGGCCGUGAACGACUGCUACGACACGGGGCGGUGGAGGGACAAAUUGAUGAUGUGCAGGGGGGAAAACCGGGCGUUUGAAAGAUGUUACAUCAUGCAAUCGCGCUUCCUCAAAGCCCUCGGCUACCUCUCCACCUACUCGCGGCCCGAGUCCGUCGACGAAGCCAUCCAGAUGCACGCCGACACCCUCUACCACCGCAUGCUGGCGCAGGAAACCGCCGCCGCCGACGCCGCCGCCGCCGGCCUGCCCGAACCCCAAUUCGCCCCCAUCCUCGCCUCCGUGUCGCGAUCCACAACGCCUGCCGCGGGACCAACGACUCCGGCUCCAUCACCAGCACCAGCAGCGGCGGCGAAGAAAGACGACUCACCGCCUCUGAUGCCGGAAACGCAAGCGCUGCUGACGGCGGAGACGCAGGCUGCGCUGAGGCAGCGGUUGAAGGGUAUGACGCCGACGGAGAGGGAGUUGGAGGAGAAGGGGUUGGUGAUGGACGCGAAGGCGGCGAGGGAGACGGGGAGGCAGGUGUCGGAUAUUAUUGGGCUGAGGAAGAGUAGGAGAGAGGAGGGGAAGGCGACGGUGGGUGAUACCAUUAGUGGGUGGUUUGGGUGGUAG
Letharia columbiana is the source of this 996-nucleotide messenger RNA. RefSeq lists its product as uncharacterized. Bases 1 to 996 code for a protein of 331 amino acids. NCBI's taxonomy places the organism in Eukaryota, Fungi, Ascomycota, Lecanoromycetes, Lecanorales, Parmeliaceae. The record is from RefSeq and is a predicted model, not a curated record. The transcript has 2 exons.